Messenger RNA from Ogataea philodendri, 276 nucleotides. RefSeq lists its product as uncharacterized. NCBI's taxonomy places the organism in Eukaryota, Fungi, Ascomycota, Pichiomycetes, Pichiales, Pichiaceae. The record is from RefSeq and is a predicted model, not a curated record. Bases 1 to 276 code for a protein of 91 amino acids. The transcript has a single exon.
AUGUAUAGAUGGUCUUCCAGGUACUUGAUGCUCUUGAGCAGGUCGGUGGAUGGUAUUUGUGCAAACUGUUCUGUUUCUGGAAGCAGUUCCAGCUCGUCGAGCUCGUCCAACGGUUUGGAAGGCGUCUGGAGCAGUUUCGACGCGGCCGGGGUGUUGAUGGUUUCAAUGGUGGUGGCUGCGCUGGUGGAGGCCGACUUAGGAGCCGUCGUGGCAGCCGAGGAUGCAGACGAGGGGGUUUCCUUUUUGUUGAUGAACGAGCUGUUCCAGCCGUCGUGA